This is a messenger RNA of Gigantopelta aegis, 699 nucleotides long. RefSeq lists its product as uncharacterized. The transcript is spliced from 2 exons. The record is from RefSeq and is a predicted model, not a curated record. Lineage: Eukaryota; Metazoa; Mollusca; Gastropoda; Neomphalida; Peltospiridae. The coding region runs from base 193 to 699 and encodes 168 amino acids.
AUGUGGCGACGGUGGGUUCCUCUAAAAAAGGUUUCUAUAAUGCUAGCUACGGCCCUGGAAUGACCAUAUGCUUGACGUCCAAUAGCCGAUGAUAAGAUAAAAAAUCAAUGUGCUCUAGUGGCGUCGUUAAAUAAAACAAACUUUUUUUUAUAUAUUGGUGUUUUAGGUAGUUUUAUUCUAUUCUUUUUCAGGAUGGACACUUUCUUGCGCAAACGAUGGGUUGAUAACCGAACAAUCGAUAAGCUGAAAGAGGAUAAGAUUGACGAGGAUGUAGCACGGCUAAUGGAUGAUGAACAACUAACACAGUAUCUAUCAAAACCUGGGGAUAUUAUAGCAUUGAGACAUUUUUUAAAACCAUCCGUCCCGGACCAAACACGUAUCAGGAAGCACAGUUUGAUGGAACAACUGAAUUCCCGAUUGGAAAUGCACGACCGUAAUCCAGAUGCUCCGCAAUCCAGUGUAAAGUUGGCUCGCUAUAACGCUAUGAAAAACACCCAUAUCAUUGAGCUGGGCUGGAUGCACUACAACGAAAAGAGACACCAGUAUGCCCAAGUUAGAACCAAAAAAGGAGUUGGGACGCGCUCCAUAUCAUUGGAUAAGAAAUCCACCAAAACUGACAUUAUAACAGAAGCAAAGAAACUAUUCUUUCCUGGAGAUGAAUCAAGCCUUGGGUCACUGAAAGAUAGGAAAUUGAAUUAA